AUGGAUAUUACCGAACAUUAUUUCCUCCUCUCAAUAUCCCCUCCCUCCACUCAACCCCCACCUCCACCUCCCCUCAACAAUUUGAGGUAAAAAAAGAAACACACACUACAGAGUUUGAAUCCACUCUGCAGCCUGCUCCAGACAAUCUUUAUCAAUUUCAUGCUGUGUGCUUGGUGGGUUUCAACCAUUCUUUCAUCCUAGUUUCCACCCGUUUCGUCUCUAAGGGACGUUUGCACAAGCACCUUGUGUGCAGUAUUUAUCUUGCCUUUAAACUUUACACAUCUUUGUCGUUCAUUCACUCCAUUCAAUAGUGAUUGGUGUCAAUUUCUUUAAGUUUUAUCAAUUGAUUUUCUUUGCAUAUUCUUGUCCAUUUCCAUUUUUGUCUUCAAUCAAUUCCCUGACCAAGUGUUUUUGUUCCAAUAACUCUAAGCAAUUCGGCUGCUAGGUUGAGAGCAUUCAUGUGUUAAUGUUAUCUGGAUUAAAGAUUGAAUCUUUUCAGAGAAAUAAUGGAUCUUUCCUACAAGCUGCAACGUUUGCUUAUCUUUGUAGUUAAUUGGGAAUCUAGAUGCUUCCAUUCCAUAUUCGUUAACGUUGGUGGCAGUCAAACUAUGACAAAUGCUUCUGUUGCUAGAUUUAGUGGAAUUAACAGAGCAGUGUUGCCACUUCCUCGUAGGAGAAAGUUCCAAAUAGCAUUUACAAGAGACUUUUCAACCUGUGCUUCACCGUAUGCAUGUUCAUCAUCAUAUGCCGUGAAUACCCCUGCUGCUUUUGUGUUAAAUGCCCAACUCGCAGCAUCAAAUACUCCGCAACGCUCUGAAGAAUGGUUUGCACUGCGCAAGGACAAGCUAACAACGAGUACCUUCAGCACAGCAUUGGGAAUGUGGAAAGGCAAACGCCGCUAUGAACUAUGGCAGGAAAAAGUUUUUCCUUCAAGCAUGCAGGCAGCUGAGGGCUCUAAAAAAGGCGCUAUGGAAUGGGGUGUUCUUAAUGAAGCUGCAGCUAUAGAGCGGUACAAGAGCAUUACUGGCCGGGAUGUCAGCUCGUUGGGGUUUGCCAUCCAUUCAGAGGACCGAUUGGAUUGGAUUGGAGCUUCCCCAGACGGGCUGCUUGGAUCCUUUCAGGGAGGUGGAGUUCUUGAAGUGAAAUGCCCGUUCAACAAAGGGAAGCCAGAGACAAUGUUGCCAUGGAAGACAGUUCCAUUUUACUACAUGCCUCAGAUACAAGGUCAAAUGGAGGUGAUAGACAGGGAUUGGGCAGAUUUGUAUUGUUGGACUCCAAAUGGAAGCACUAUAUUUCGUAUUUAUAGAGAGCGUGGCUAUUGGCAAUUGAUGCAUGGAGUUUUACGAGAGUUUUGGUGGGAGAACGUGAUGCCAGCAAGGGAAGCCCUUGUGUUGGGAAUGGAGGAAGAAGCCAAAUCAUUCGAGCCAACAUCAACACACAAACUAACUGGACUUAUCAUCGCGAAAAGCUUAAAUUUAUCCGGGGAAGCAAAGUUGCUGUGCCGGGAGAUAGCAGGUCACGUGGAGUUCUUCCGUUAAGUGGUUUUUGGAUAAGUGCAAAGAAUAUUCAGACUUGUUCUUGUAGGUGAUAGAUUGGCUCAUCUGUCAUUCUUUAUUUUCGAUAUCUUAUUUCUUGAUAAUUUAUAUUGGCUCCAGUGCUAAUCAUUCAGCUUAUUUUUAAUGGAAAUUUCAUUUAAGCA
Salvia splendens (bonfire salvia) is the source of this 1699-nucleotide messenger RNA. RefSeq lists its product as uncharacterized. Lineage: Eukaryota; Viridiplantae; Streptophyta; Magnoliopsida; Lamiales; Lamiaceae. The transcript is spliced from 2 exons. The coding region runs from base 507 to 1538 and encodes 343 amino acids. The record is from RefSeq and is a predicted model, not a curated record.